UUAAUGUUAGGCUUAUGUUAGAGAUAGACAGUCUGGUUUGCCACAUGCAUACACGUCAUAAUGUUAUUGAACUGUUGGCUGUGGCCUGUGCUAAAUAAAUUGCCUUCAAAAUUUCAUAUGCUAGUAAUUUUCACAUUUCUGUAGAUCUACACAUUCUUAGAUUGAGAUAAUAAAAAAGGGGUAUGAAGCCCCCCCCCCCCUCUCCUUGGUCUUGGUUCUGACUUCAGUGGUUCCAUGCUCCUGAUCAUCACAACUUUCAUUGAAUUGUGUCUCAUUGUUAUUCCAAUAGAUGGGAAAGGAUAGCCCAGUUAUGGGUGACCCUGAUAAGGGGGCCAAGAUCUUCAAGACCAAAUGCCUUCAGUGCCAUGUAAUUGACAACAGUGGCAAGCACAAGCAGGGACCUAACCUGAUGGGCAUGUGGGGCAGGAAAACUGGACAGGCUCCUGGCUUCAAGUACACUGAUGCUAAUGUAAACAAAGGUAUCACCUGGAGUCUGGAAACAUUAUGGGUGUACCUUGAGAAUCCAAAGAAGUAUAUUCCUGGCACCAAGAUGGUCUUCGCUGGCCUCAAGAAAACCAAGGAACGAGCAGACCUCAUCGCUUACUUAAAGGAGAAGACGACAGGAAACUACCACAAAGAUGACUAGAUUUAACCUCAUUAUAUAAAGGCAUU
Molecule: messenger RNA, 672 nt
Organism: Lytechinus pictus (painted urchin)
Lineage: Eukaryota; Metazoa; Echinodermata; Echinoidea; Temnopleuroida; Toxopneustidae
Product: cytochrome c-like
Exons: 2
Coding region: 290-646 (118 amino acids)
Biological process (GO): mitochondrial electron transport, ubiquinol to cytochrome c; mitochondrial electron transport, cytochrome c to oxygen
Cellular component (GO): mitochondrial intermembrane space
Molecular function (GO): heme binding; electron transfer activity
Source: RefSeq, a predicted model, not a curated record